GAAACCUGAGACAGGGUCUGGACUUUGGCACUGAUGGCUGAGAUGGAAAAUGUGUCGUACGUACCUUUGAAGCAGCCCAUCGUGUUCACAGUGGAAGGUUUCAACGUAACCAGGCAGCAGGGGUACCCCCUGUUCGUGCUCUCCUUGAUCGUGUACGCCGUGAUGCUGCUCGGAAACAUCACCGUGGUUAUGGUGAUCGCCAGGAAUGCCAAGCUCCACAAGCCCAUGUACGUGAUGAUGUGCAACCUGGCAGUGAGCGACCUGCUCGGGGGCACUGUAAUCAUGACCCAGCUGAUGACCCACUUCCUGACUGGGGACAGGACCGUCAGCUACGUGGGGGCCUUUGUACAGGCCGCCUCUGUGCACAUGUACCACUCGGCCGUCGCCACCAUUCUGACGGCCAUGGCGUACGACCGCUACGUGGCCAUCUGCCAGCCGCUCCACUACCAUGCCAUCAUGACCACUAGGAGGCUGGUUUUACUGUGUUGUCUUGCCUGGUUCAUCGCGUUGUGCCUGGUCUCCACCCGCCUCAUUCUGAACGUGGGAACGCCAUUGUGUGGGACGUUAAUCACACACGUCUACUGCAGUCAUGGAUCCAUUAUUAGUCUGGCAUGCCUCCCCACCCCUACCAGCUCCAUGUUCCAAGUGUAUUCAAUUUAUUCCCUAAGUGCAGUCUGCUUCUUAGUCAUUGCCUCUUCCUAUGCGAUGAUCCUCAAAGCGUGCAUCGUCAAGCAGGAGAAAAAUAGUCGGCGCAAGGCCAUACAGACAUGCGCCUCCCAUCUUUCCAUUUAUAUCUUCUUUGAGAUCUCCUUGUAUCUCAUUGUCAUGACCUACGGUAGGAAAGACGUCAACCCUGACACCAAGAAGUUUUGCGCCAUUCUUUUUAUCAUCGUGCCCCCCACAGUCAACCCAAUCAUCUAUGGCAUCGCCACAAAAAAUAUUAGAACAAACAUUCUGAAGUUUUUCAAAUCCUCUGUCUCACCAAAAUAGGGAAACCAGGGGAAGCCAGUACCAUCCUGUUAACAAAAUAACAUUUUUUGAAUAUAUUGUUUAGGGUGAGGAAUCUUCUCGUCACAUUUUCCCACAGAAAAAGUCAGAUGGGCUUUUUUCCCCGCAAACAUAGCCGUAAAGUCAUGGUUUGCAGGCUGGUAAAAACAAUCAUCAUUGUGAAAACCUUGUUACAGCAUUGUUAUUUUACACACCCUUCCACAACUUCACGGCAUCAUUGUAAAAAAUCUCAAUAAAGUUUUGUGCCAGUUGGGCAGAUGGUUUUUCUUUUUAAACAA
Messenger RNA from Anguilla anguilla (European eel), 1286 nucleotides. Its product is annotated as olfactory receptor 4Q2-like. The record is from RefSeq and is a predicted model, not a curated record. Bases 34 to 990 code for a protein of 318 amino acids. The transcript has 2 exons. Lineage: Eukaryota; Metazoa; Chordata; Actinopteri; Anguilliformes; Anguillidae. Gene Ontology annotation, biological process: G protein-coupled receptor signaling pathway. Gene Ontology annotation, cellular component: membrane. Gene Ontology annotation, molecular function: G protein-coupled receptor activity; olfactory receptor activity.